Stereum hirsutum FP-91666 SS1 is the source of this 522-nucleotide messenger RNA. RefSeq lists its product as uncharacterized. The record is from RefSeq and is a predicted model, not a curated record. The coding region runs from base 1 to 522 and encodes 173 amino acids. The transcript has 4 exons. Lineage: Eukaryota; Fungi; Basidiomycota; Agaricomycetes; Russulales; Stereaceae.
AUGUCCCAUAGCAGCGCCAGCGGUGCUGAUCAAACGGCUGCAACGACUGUGUCCAACUCUGUGCCGGGCUUUGCUCCGUACCAUCCUCCACCUCACCAGCUCAAUCAACCAAUGUCUGGCCCCCCUCCCCCCGCACCGCCGUCUGUGCCCCUGCCUUCCGGUGCAACUGCGCCAUCGACGACAUCUAGCGAUCGUGCCCUCUAUGGGCCUUCUACCAGUGGGCUUCAUGACGAUCCGAUACAUCAAUUGAUGAGCUUGAUGAAAGAACAAUUCACGCAGCACGAGCAGAGAGAUGCGUUGAAGGAUAUUAGAGAUAAGGAGAGGGAGGCUAGGCAGGUGGAGAGAGAUGCGUUGAAGGAGGUUAGAGAUACGGAGAGGGAGGCUAGGCAGGUGGAGAGAGAUGCGUUGAAGGAGGUUAGAGAUACGGAGAGGGAGGCUAGGCAGGUGGAGAGGGAGGCUGAACUGAAGGACACUUUGGUGAACUUCAGUAGGCCUACGACAAGUCUCGGGAUCGUUCAGUGA